Dama dama (fallow deer) is the source of this 2052-nucleotide messenger RNA. It is a transcript of the gene FBXO25, whose product is annotated as F-box protein 25. Gene Ontology annotation, molecular function: protein binding. Gene Ontology annotation, biological process: protein ubiquitination. Gene Ontology annotation, cellular component: nucleus; SCF ubiquitin ligase complex; cytoplasm. NCBI's taxonomy places the organism in Eukaryota, Metazoa, Chordata, Mammalia, Artiodactyla, Cervidae. The coding region runs from base 315 to 1418 and encodes 367 amino acids. The transcript is spliced from 12 exons. The record is from RefSeq and is a predicted model, not a curated record.
CUUCCGGCAAUAAAGCCUGACGCUCCGCCGUCAGGUGCGGGCUGAGGGCUUCUGAGCGCCAGGUGGGGCCGGGAUCGUCGGCGCGCUAGGUCGGCCCCCUUGCCCACCGCCCCUCGCCCUCCGUCUCCGGGAUCCCAGUCCCUCGGCCCGGCGUCUUGUGAGUCCGCCCUCCGGCUCCGCCCUCCCCAGGCCAGACCCGUCCUCCCGGCGUCAGUCGUCUGCCCUCACUGGGCUCCGGCCCCUCUGCGGUUGCCUUCCUUGUUUUUCUUGAGCUGACGCCUCUGCAUUUUGCAUCCUUCUCUUCGCGGCGAACUAUGCCAUUUUUGGGCCAGGACUGGAGAUCUCCUGGAUGGAGUUGGAUCAAAACAGAAGACGGCUGGAAAAGAUGUGAUGCAUGGAGCCAGGAACUUGAGGGAGAGAACAGCCAGUGUGACAUUGGCCACGGCAUUAUCUUAAAUAGUGAAGAUGAAGAAAUAUUCAGUAAUGAAGAGCACGAAUAUGCAUCCAAAAAAAGGAAAAAGGACCAUUUUAGAAAUGACACAAAUACUCAGUGUUUUUAUCGUGAAAACUGGAUCUAUGUCCACAAAGAAAGCACAAGAGAAAGACACGGCUACUGUACUUUGGGAGAAGCUUUUAAUCGCUUAGACUUCUCGAGUGCGAUCCAGGACAUCCGAAGGUUCAAUUACGUGGUCAGGCUGUUGCAGCUGAUUGCAAAGUCCCAGCUGACCUCGCUGAGUGGUGUGGCCCAGAAGAAUUACUUCAACAUCUUGGAUAAGAUCGUUCAGAAGGUUCUUGGUGACCACCAAAACCCUCGCCUGAUCAAGGAUCUUCUCCAAGACCUCAGCUCCACCCUGUGCAUUCUGAUCCGAGGAGUGGGGAAGUCCGUGCUGGUGGGAAACAUCAACAUCUGGAUUUGCCGAUUAGAGACUGUUCUCCGCUGGCAGCAGCAGCUGCAGAAUCUUCAGAUGACUGAGCAGGUGGACAGCGGCCUGACGCUCAGCGACCUCCCUGUGCACAUGCUCAGCAACAUCCUGCACAGGUUCUCGGACGGGUGGGACAUCGUCACCCUGGGCCAGGUGACCCCGACACUGUUCGCCCUCAGCGAGGACCGGCAGCUGUGGAAGAAGCUCUGCCAGUACCACUUUGGGGAGAAGCAGUUUUGUAGACACUUGAUCCUUUCAGAAAAAGGUCACGUGGAGUGGAAGCUGAUGUAUUUUGCGCUUCAGAAGCACUACCCCACCAAGGAGCAGUACGGAGACACCCUGCACUUCUGCCGGCACUGCAGCAUCCUCUUCUGGAAGGACUGCCGCCUUGCUUUAUUACUCGAGGACUCAGGCCACCCCUGCACGGCCGCCGACCCGGACAGCUGCUUCACACCUGUGUCCCCGCAGCACUUCAUCGACCUUUUCAAGUACUGAGGGCCUGGCCGGGCCCACCGUGACCUGGAGCCUGCAUUGGAGAGAACGUGAAAGGGCCUGUGGGCAGGGGCGCCUAUGGUUUCCACCUCUGAAACCAGGUCAGGGAACCCCGGCAAGAUCAUUUCUGCUUCUCUCUUUAAAAAAUUCUUCUAAGCACAUUAAAAUUUGGAACUUUGUGUAUUUGUAAAUAUGGUUCAAAAAGUGUGUUUUCAGCACUACAUCCUGUGCUGAACUGACACUAACAGCCAAGAAGACUAUGCCUCUUAACUCAAAUGAUGGUUUCCCGAUUUUGUAGUGAUUGGGGUGAGGGUAGAUCACUGAUCCUUGUAAUGACAUUGUACAGAAUAUUUAUUUUUCUUAAGAUGUAUAUUAACUGUAUUGGUUGUGUCUGCACGAGUCUUCUGAGAUAUAGAAGGAUCCAGGGAAGUAUGUGCCUGUCUCCUGGAUGCUCAGCAGUGGGUUGUGAAUUGUGCAGAUGGCUGAGACCCACGAGGGCGAGUCUGGGGCUGUGGUCCUGGGCCUCAUGCCCAACGCUGACUGGCAGGGCCCUGACCUGGGGGAAGCCUGGUGUGGCCUGUACCACACUGCUUGGAAUCCUCUUCUAGCAGAAUAAUAAAUCAUGUUUGUCUACCUA